Girardinichthys multiradiatus is the source of this 5603-nucleotide messenger RNA. It is a transcript of the gene rapgef5a, whose product is annotated as Rap guanine nucleotide exchange factor (GEF) 5a. Lineage: Eukaryota; Metazoa; Chordata; Actinopteri; Cyprinodontiformes; Goodeidae. Gene Ontology annotation, cellular component: plasma membrane. Gene Ontology annotation, biological process: Ras protein signal transduction; positive regulation of GTPase activity. Gene Ontology annotation, molecular function: guanyl-nucleotide exchange factor activity. The record is from RefSeq and is a predicted model, not a curated record. The transcript has 26 exons. The coding region runs from base 353 to 3031 and encodes 892 amino acids.
GUGAUGCAAUGUGUCGAUGCACCUGUAACUCCCCUCCCCUCCCCGGUCAGCGCACACAUCAACCUGGUAAAAGGCUGCCGAGCAGCGGGACUCAGGAGCCACUGGGUGGAGCAGGCGUCGUCGCGUGCUGCGGAACACAUUCUGUAUGUUGUUAAAAGUGCCGCGCGCGGUCUGGAUGCAGAUGCGGGUCGGCGACGGCAAGCACGAGGCAGAGUGGGGGAAUGGCGAACGGGCGCGGGCGGCGAUGCGUCUCGUGAGGCUACACUAGAGAAGCCGGGAGCGGAGGCAGUCAGUCAGUGAGGCAGGCAGCUCGAGGACACGCAGUUAGAGGAGGAGAAGAAGGGGGUGAACCAUGGAGGACUCGGAGCCCGCAGAGGACGGCUUGCUCGCGGGCUUGCGGUGGAACAGGAGCGCACGAGACCAAGCGCAGCUCAAACACAAAAUCCGGGAUCUGCCGGGGCUGCUCAAGCACGGACUGCACCUGCGGAAAAAGAGCCAAUCACCUGACACUAUCCCUGGACCGAGCUCUGGAUCUGCAGUACACAAGUCUUGCUCCCAGAGUUUUCCAUGUGCUGGUCGAUCUGUGAGAAAUGCCUUCCUCUCCCAUGGACCGUACCCAGCCAAAGACAAGAUACACCUGGCCAGAAUCAUACGGCGUAGUUAUGUGGGAGUGGAGCUGGUACAGUGGCUGUGUGAGCAGUGCAUGUACGUGCGCUGCCGGACUGCUGCUGUGCGUGUCUGGCAGGUGCUGCUGGAGCUGGGAGUCCUGCUGUCUGUGGACCAGCGGGUGGUAUUUUCAGACUCCAACAGUUACUACCAGUUCAGUUUUGAAGAGUGUGACUCUGCCUCCUGUGAGUUUCGCUCCAAUGAGGGGGAGUGGCCAGAAGCUGUGAAGCUCCUCCUACAGCUUGCUCCAUAUGUCCAGUUUCGCUCUGGUGGUGGGGCCAAUAGCCCGUCCGAGGAAGACUCCGAAGGUAACAGGGAUGUCUGCAGUGAGAUUCUUCAGAUGAAAGCUCUGGAAAGGCUUACUUCUACGGUACAAAAUGAGCUGGCAGCUGCUCUCGCUAGAAAGACUCGCAAGGCUUUGUCAGAGCAGGACUCUGAGACAACUGAAAUGAGCCGCCAGGAAUCUAGCACCCCCAGUGAGGAGAGCAGCCCGCUGGGCGGGAUGUGUGCUUUGCGGGAAGGGAAUGGAAGUGGCAGUGGCGGCGGGAUGGGGACUGUAUGCGGCCGAGAGGAGCUCACCAGCCGUUUGGGACUGGAGGCUGUCCAGCGGCUGGCGAAAGAUGGCUGCCGGCUGCUGCAGAACCACAACUACCGUCUACCUGACAGGAACCAAGCGGAACCAGUGGGGAGGGUUUGUCUGAAGGAGAGAGGACGGGACGUAUUGGUGUUGCGGAGAGUAACGUCAGUGACGUCACCGUCCGAUCGGCCCUCACCUACAUCGUCGGCGGGUGUGUGCAGAGAGGAUGACUGCAAUAAGAGGUAUGUGGUGGUGUCGGGAACGCCGCUGAAGAUCUUGGAGCAUCUACUCAGUGACCUUCAUCUGGACGAUCAGAGAGGAGCAACGGAGAACAGAGAGAGCGAAAUGCUGCUGGAUGACUUCCUGCUGACCUACCUUGUGUUCAUGUCCACCCAUGAACUCUGCCAGGCGCUGCUGGGACAUUAUAGUAGUGCACGCUGCAGGGGCCAGGAGGAGGGCAAAGACGCCCUCUUUAGGAAGCGCAAAGUACUGCGGCUCGUGUCCCACUGGAGCAGGCUUUAUAAGGACUUCCUGAAGGAAGAGGAGCAUGUCAGGAGCUUCAUGAAGACACUGUACAGGUAUGUUUUAGAGGAUUUGUAUGAGUUCCCUUCGCUGGAGAAAGACCUGAAAGAGUUUCAGAAACUUCUGCGUCGCAGACACACAGUGGACGACUGCCCUCCUAACCAAAAGAGUAAACAAAUGUACCAGCAGAUGAGCCUAAAGGAAAACAGUUUGCAGCUUCGCAAUUCACAGACGGACCACAGAGAGGUGAUAUGCUGCGUAUACGUGAGUCCUGACUCCUACCUAAGUGUCCACACACACCCUGCUCUGGAGGCUCGGGAGCUGCUGCGGAUUGUGGCUCUGAAGCUGGACAAAGCAGAGGAGGACAUGGUGCUGGCUGUGGUGCUGCAUACUGGAGAGCGGAGAAUGUUGCAGCCCAGCGACUGUGUCUAUUCAGAGUCUCUGACCCCACAGGGAAAGCUGAUGGCCUGUCACAGAGAUCUUACUGAGGUCUUGCCUCCGUUAACAGACUGUGCCGAGUUGAGCAGGAGGCUGGUUCGACUCUUGGGCAUCAACACCUGGGAUGUGGCAGCAGCGCUCACCCACCUGGACUGGAGCCUCUUCAAAUCCAUCCAUGAGCAGGAGCUGGUGUACUACACGCUGAGCCGCACUCCCGGCUCUAGCCACACGGCGGCGCUCUCUGUCCUUCUCCAGCGCUGUAACGAGGUCCAACAGUGGGUCAUGUCCAAGGUGCUCAUGUGUGUAUCUCUUAAUAAGAGAGUGCAGCUGCUCAAGAAGUUCAUCAAGAUCGCAGCUCACUGUAAAGCCCAAAGAAAUCUGAACUCUGCAUUUGCCAUUAUAAUGGGUCUGAACACAGCUGCUGUCAGCAGACUAAACCAAACAUGGGAGAAAUGCCCAGGAAAGUUCAAGAAGUUGUUCUCAGAGUUGGAACUCAUCACGGAUCCUUCUCUUAAUCACAAAGCUUAUAGAGAGGCCUUCAAAAGGAUGAAACCUCCCAAGAUCCCUUUCAUGCCUCUUCUCCUAAAAGAUAUUACUUUCAUCCAUGAGGGAAAUAAGACCUUUCAUGACAACCUGGUUAACUUUGAGAAGCUGCAUAUGAUUGCAGACACAGUGAGGAUGAUUCGCCACUGCCAAAGCGACCAGCCAGGCAACGAGGUGAUUGGCGUGGACAGCGCAGAAGUGAGGGCGAGCGUUCACUACCUGCACAUCAUCGACAAUCAGCAGACACUUUUUGAACUUUCCCACAAGCUGGAGCCACGCGCCUAAACACAGACAAAGCCGACAGAGUGGGAAAGCCAGUCUGUGUGACAAUGGGGACGCUUUGUACAGCAAACUGUCACACGUACACUACAGAGAGACCCCACAACCAGCAGCUGUGAGAUGGGCACUAAUGUGUCCAACUCUGUCCACUCUCAAAAGGCUUUCUUACACUGAACAUGUGCUUAUAAAGGAUUUUAAAACUCCACACACUCCCUGGGAACUGUCUACAGAAGAUGGAGAAACUGAGCGUAGGGUCAAGGAGGCUGUGAUUAGUUUGUACAGUUACCUGCAAGGCUGAGUUGGCCUUUAUUUUAUUCUCGUCAUCUUUUGGUUGUUUUCUCUUGUUCAUCAGGUGGAAUGUUCCUCUAUUUUUGUAAAUCUUGUCGCUCCCAUUGAACAUCAACAAAGACUUGAUAACCGCUUCUUGAUUUCAAACCCAAAAGCAUUAGUAUUUUCCUUUUUUUUUUUGUUUUUAAGUUAAAUGUGCAUCACAGGUUGUCCAACAUGAUAUCAGCUGCAAAGCUCCCAGAUAUUUUCAUAGACAUGCUAUCUAGUUGUACUAUAUGUGGAGCCUUUUUGGUUAUUGCGCAGGAAGAAGCCGAUUGAUGGUUCUGGUUUUGAAAGCCUGAAACAGCCUGCUCUCAUCUCUGAUGUUUCAUUGUGAAUAUAAAUGAUUUAGCUUUGUACAUACGGUGGACCUAACAGUUUUCAGUGCCAAAUGUUUAUGUUGAAUGUUGCAGCCUGGCUGUACUGUAGGUCUCCUGUUUAGUUUGGAAGCACAGCUUUUGUCUGCGCAGUUAGAAGCCCUGGCCUGAUGUCUGCUCCUUGAUCGUGUGAAGCCAAUCUGACUCCUUGCAGAGAUGCUUUCUGUCGUGAUGACUGAAUUCAGGGUGUGCUUUUGAAUCCGGUCUCUAUGGAAACAGUCCUAGCAGAGAUCAAUGUUUCUUUUUAUCUUUGAGGUUCAUCGUGUCAACAUCUUUUAUUCAAACUGCAGCACAACAGAACAGCUAUGUCCCACUGAAUCACUUUCAAAGGAAGAAGAUGGAUAAUUGAUACAUACUGACUGAAAACAGUGUUUCAUUUUGAAACGGUCUCAUUGAUACUGUGAGAACUAAUUCAGGAUGUUGACAGAUUUGAGGAACCAAACGAAAUGGCUUUGACAUUUGUUUUUCCAGUCACUGUGGGCAAAAGCUUGAUUAGCUACUGACAUUUUCUAUUUUAUGCCUGCUCACAAAUGCAGCGUGGAAGACGAAAAGUCUAACGUCUGAUUGUACUGAUGCUUACAAAUCAACAAAUCCAUUUCGUGGCACAUUUAUUAUAUUUCUGCCAUUUCUUUUGUUUUUUUCACCUUGUAACUGCCCUGCAACAGUGCUGCUGUGAUAUUCCUAAAUGUUAACUUGGACGAGCAUUUGCUGCCUUUUUUCAUAAGGUAUAAAUUAGGGAUAAAGUGCCAUACUGUGAAGAUCCUCCUGCAGGUGUUCAUCUGGAUUUCAACACAAAGAUUUUUAAAGCAACAACUUUUUGUUAUUGAUCAUUAUUACACCCAUAGAAACAUUUCCCCAAGCCAUUUCUGUGCCAAAGGUUCAUGGUGUGAAAAAUUAUUUCAAAAAUCAAGAGUUGUUACUAAAGGUCUGGCUGAAUUUGGUCCCUGGAAGCAUCCACAAGAUCUCUAGUGGAUUAAAGCAGAAAAAAAAAAAAGAUUGAAGCUAUUUAAGUGUUUAGUGUUCAAGGCGUUUUGCUUAUGGAAUCUGAAACUACAUCAGUAAACUAACUGGUUUGCGUCAGUUCUUUAAAAGUUGGUUUGGUUAUCAGUAAAUCAGGUGAAACAGUUGUAAAUUCAGUCUAGAUAUGCCUGAAGCUUGUUUAACAGCGUACCAGCAACCUCUCAGUGUACUGAUCCAAAUCAAUUAAGGAUGUCAGAUUCUUUUCAUAUAAAUAUCACUGUUAAAUCUUCUUUAGUAAUAAUAAUACACCUUUGUUGUGAAAAUGCUCCUGGUGAUGCUCUUCAGUGAAUAGUUGCUGAGACUCAAACAUCAGAGCCCGAAUUUGCUUAAGUUUAAUGUAACUCAAAAGGGUUUUUUUGUUACUAUCAAGCUGUGCAUGAUGUACAUACACACCCAUCUUUGCUGAUCAUGUGUAAAGACGUUAAGUUGGUUAUUUAUUAAAAUCCUUUGUUUAUUUAUAGUGACACAAUGCCUUGGUUUUGUGCCAUCUACAGUUUUCGAGGAAAUCAGGUGUGAGUUUUAAAGCUGCAAAGCAUCUGAGGCAAAUACGUUUUGUGCUGUAAUGUAGCCGCUAGAGGGCAGCAGAAGUGCAAUAAGUCUGUCAAACAUUAAAUGGACACUAAUAACAACAGGAGGCUCUGUUCAGUGUUUUAUCAGCCGCUGUUAUAGGAGUGUACAGUUCUGUUUUUUAAAGCUGUUGUUCAAAACCUGUUUGCAUGAUUAAAAAAAGAAACAAAGUUUACGGAAAAAAGCUUUGUACAAUUGUAAUAUUGUUUAUGUGUAAAUAUAUGCCUAUGUUUGGUAUGUUAUUAUUUAUCAAUUGUAAAAUGGAAAAGAAGUGAACCACCAAGCAA